CGAAUGUAAGGGGGAUCCAUCUGAAAUUCAUAUUACUCUAUAGCUUAUCCAUUUUUUUUUCUUUGAAUCGUUAGCUAUCCACGACUCGAAUUAGAUUGCACCUUUUUAAUUUGAAUUGGUAGGAUGAACGUUAGUAUGAUAAACAGAUUAUUACAUUGUACUAUUUACUUUAGCAUGUCAUUUUACAUUAGUGUUUGCUAACGUUUGUGGUCAUGUGCAGGCCGAUGUCCUUUCAGACAAAGACGCUCCUGCUGUGGAAACCAAUCCUCAUGUACAAGACAGUGCCGAUGCCCGUUCAGACACAGACGAUCCUGCUAUGGAGACCAAUCUUCAUCUACAAGACAGUGUCGAUGUCCUUCUGGACACAAACGCUCCGGCUGUGGAGACCAAUCCUCAUCUACAAGACAGUGAAAAUCUCCCAAGAUCAAAAGAACCUACUGUAGUUGGUGAUAGUCGAGACCCACUCGUGGCUGAAAACGAUCCCAUAUCGAAGGACAGUGGAGACACUAGUCUUGCAUUUCCCCAGCCAACAUUCUCCCUUGGCCUGACGCAGGAAGAUCCUCAACUAUCCAAAACAAGCGCCCCUGACAGCGAGGACUAUGGUGAUGAACAUAUGACAGUCGAUCCACCACCAACUUCCAAUGAGAACGAUGCUCCAGCGCCGCUUUACAGGAAAAGCAAGCGUCCACGAGUUGUUCCUAGGUCACUAGUUGGUGAUUACCAGUGUGAUAAACGUAUACUGGUGCGUGCGUGGGAGGCGCAUGUGAAUGCCACUAGAAGGGUCCCCAACGUUGACUACGCUGUGAAAUUCGCUGAACUUUCAUCGAAGCUGGAGUCCCCAUUGUAAGCACAUUCUACUAGAUAUGCUAAUGAAAAUAUUAUACUACAUCCGUUAUUUUAGCAUGCUAAAACUAUUUCUUAUAAUGUAUGUGCCUUUUACCGCAGCACAAUAAAACUUGAUGGCUUAUCUCUCACUAGUAAAGAGCUCUCUGCAAUUGUUGACAGGUCUACGCACUUACCACCAAAGGUAAUGUUUUAAUUUUAGAUAUAUAUUAAUUUUCAAUCUGGGUGAGGGCUCAACUGAUGUUGUCAAUGUUGUAGGCUCU
Molecule: messenger RNA, 1106 nt
Organism: Brassica rapa (field mustard)
Lineage: Eukaryota; Viridiplantae; Streptophyta; Magnoliopsida; Brassicales; Brassicaceae
Source: RefSeq, a predicted model, not a curated record